UUGACUGGUGCCAGGGCCGGAGUGGGACACAUUUUCAGCCCUGGAGUUUCAUGCCUUAGACCGCAGGAAGACCCGAUGACGGCAGUGGACCUUUUCAACACUCUGGAGGAUUUAAGAGAAGAUGAAUUUAAGAAAUUCAAAUGGUAUCUGCAGCAGCAAGACAUCCUGGAAUGCUUCCAAAGCAUCAAAGUGUCCAAGCUGGAGAACGCAGAAAGGCAGGACACAGUGGAUGUGAUGGUUAAAACCUUUCAUCUUCAUGGAGCUCUGAAGGUGACCAAGAAGGUUUUAGAGGAGAUCAACAGGAAUGAUCUGGUGCAGAGUCUGCCAGACACCAGCUCAGGACCAGAAGUUUCAUUGGACGUAAAUGAUAUUGGAGAGACUUCAGAAAACAGAACGACUUCCUCUCAGAGCGAAUGUAAAGCUGCUGUAUUCUCUGAUGAGAUUGUUCCAGUACCAGAGCCACAAUACAUUUCAUAUUACAAAGACUUGCUUCAAUCACACAAUCAGGAUAGGUUCAUGUGUGCACAAGAGGGGUGGGCACAGAAGAAGGAUGAGCAACGUCUAGAUGAUAUCUUCACAGAUGUAUACAUCACUGCUGGGGGUGACGUACACAUUAAUACACAGCAUGAGGUCUGGCAGAUUAAGGCGGUGAAGCCAGCAGGAACAGAGAAACCAAUUAAAGCUUGUGACAUGUUCAAACCCCCCUCUGGAAGAUAUAAACCCAUAAGAACAGUGCUGACCAAUGGAAUCGCAGGAAUUGGCAAAACAUUUCUUGUGCGCAAGUUUGUGUUAGACUGGGCUGAACAAAAAGCUAAUCAAGAUGUGCAUCUCAUUUUCCCGUUCACCUUCCGCCAGCUGAAUUUAAAGAAGGGGGAAAAGUUGUGUUUAACAGAGCUUAUUCAUGAAUGUAUCACAGAGACCAGAGACAUCAAGGAAGAAGCUCUCAAUCACAUCUUUACAGCUUUGCAGUCAUCAGGAAACACCAACUAUGACAAGAGCAAAUUCAAAAUUCUGUUUGUUUUGGAUGGACUGGAUGAGAGCCGCCUUGAUCUGGACUGCUCCACCAAAAACCAAGCAAGUAAAUUCGAUGUGACAACGCCAACCUCAGUGGAUGUGCUGCUGACGAACCUCAUCAAGAAGAAACUGCUGCCCUCUGCUCGCCUCUGGAUAACCACACGACCAGCAGCAGCCAAUCAGAUCCAUUCUGAUUUUGUUGACAUCAUGACAGAGGUAAGAGGGUUCACUGACCCACAGAAGGAGGAAUACUUUAAGAAGAGGUUCAGAAAUGAGGAGCAGGCCAGCAGAAUCAUCUCCCACAUCAAGACAUCACGAAGCCUCCACAUAAUGUGUCACAUCCCAGUCUUCUGCUGGAUCACUGCUACAGUUCUGGAGGAAGUGACGAAGACCAGAGAGGGAGGAGAGCUGCCCAAGACCCUGACCGAGAUGUAUGCAGAAUUCCUGGUGUUUCAGAUUCAUCAGACAAAAAAGAAGUAUGACCAAAAAAAGUGCAUUGAGUACAUUAAGUCAUUAGCAAAACUGGCUUACCAUCAAUUGGAAAAGGGAAACCUGAUCUUCUACGAGAAAGAUCUCAAAGAGAGUGGCAUUGACAUCAGUGGAGCGUCUGUGUACUCAGGAGUGUUCACAGAGAUCUUUAAAGAGGAGCGUGGGAGGAAGAAUGAGGAAGACAAGAUGUUUUGCUUUGUCCAUCUGAGUGUCCAGGAGUUUCUGGCUGCUCUUCAUGUAGAGAGGGCAGUCAUUAAUAGAAACAAGAAUGUGAUGUCUGAGCCAGGGCAAACAACUGUCGACCAUAUGCGAAUGGUUUUCUGCAGAACAUCUAUGACCGAUGUCCACAGGUUUGCUAUUGACAAGGCCUUGCAGAGCCUAAAUGGACACCUGGACCUAUUCCUCCGCUUCCUCCUGGGUCUUUCCCUGGAAACCAAUCAGAAAUACCUACGAGACCUACUGAAAAAGAAAAGAAGCUCAGAGACCAAUCAGGAUACAGUUGAGUACAUCAAGAUGAAGAUCAGUGAGAAUCUGUCUCCAGAGAAAAGCAUCAAUCUGUUCCACUGUCUGAAUGAACUGAAUGAUCAUUCUCUAGUGGAGGAAAUCCAACAGUACAUAAGUUCAGGAAGUCUCUCCACAGAGCUGGACCUGAGUAACAACAACCUGAAGGAUUCAGGAGUGAAGCAGCUAUCGACUGGACUGCAGACUCCACACUGUACACUGGAAACUCUCAGGUUGAGUCAAACCAGGCUCACAAAGAAAUGCUGUCAGGAUCUCUCAUCAGUUCUCAGCUCCCAGUCAUCUUGUCUGAAAGAGCUGGACCUGAGUAACAAUGACCUGCAGGACUCAGGAGUGGAAUUGAUCUUUGCUGGACUGGAGAGACCACACUGUACACUGGAGACUCUCAGGCUGAGUGGCUGUAAUCUGUCAGAUAGAAGCUGUGAACAUCUGUCAUCAGUUCUCAGCUUUGAGUCCUCUAGUCUGAGAGAGCUGGACCUGAGUAACAACGAUCUGCAUGACUCCGGAGUAAAGCUGCUUUCUGCUGGACUGGAGAGUCAACAAUGCACGCUGGAGACUCUGAGGUUGAGUCAAACCAGGCUCACAAAGAAAUGCUGUCAGGAUCUGUCAUCAGUUCUCAGCUCUGAGUCCUCUAGUCUGAGAGAGCUGGACCUGAGUAACAACGACCUGCAGGACUCGGGAUUAACGCUGCUCUCUGCAGGACUGGAGAGUCAACAAUGUACACUGGAGACUCUCAGACUGUCUGGCUGUCUGAUCACAGAGGAAGGCUGUACUGCUCUGGCCUCAGCUCUGAGCUCCAACCCCUCCCAUCUGAGGGAGCUGGACUUGAGCUACAAUCAUCCAGGAAACUCAGGAGUGAAGCUGCUGUCAGCUGGACUGGAGGAUCCACACUGGAGACUGGACACUCUCAGGCUGGAACAUGGUGGAGAGCAGAGGCUGAAACCUGGUCUGAGGAAGUAUGCCUGUGAACUCACACUGGACAUUAACACUGUAAACCCACACCUCCAACUCUCUGACAACAACAGGAAGGUGACAGCAGUGAGAGAGAGGCAGCCAUAUUCUGAUCAUCCACAGCGGUUUGACUACUGGCCUCAGCUGCUGUGUAGAGACGGUCUGAGUGGCCGCUGUUACUGGGAGGUCGAGUGGAGAGGAAGAGUUUUUCUAUCAGUGAGUUUCAGAGGAAUCAAAAGGAAAGGAAACAGAGCUCACUGCAGGUUUGGAGGCAAUGAUCAGUCCUGGAGUCUGUUGUGCUCUGAUGUCGAAGGUUACUCUGUCAGUCACAACAGGAGAAGCACUCCCAUCACCUCGUCCUCCACUGUCUCUAACAGAGUAGCAGUGUAUGUGGACUGUCCUGCUGGCACGCUGUCCUUCUACAGAGUAUCCGCUGACACACUGAUCCACCUCUACACCUUCAACACCACAUUCACUGAACCCUAUCCUGGUUUUGGCUUUGGGCUUGGGUUAUUGUCAUACAGUCCCUCAGUGUCUCUGUGUUCACUGUAAGAGUGAGAGUCUACUCCUGUGUUAGUCUACUGUAUAUCCUUGACGUUCUGGUGCCGCAGGAUGCAUGUCUUGGAACCCUAAUAAACAAUGUUAUCUUACAGUCUCAUGUAGGGCUGGGUACUAAACUUUUGAUACUUUCUAGGCACCGGCCGAUUUCCCUCCUUAGUAUAGAUAAAUGCCUCAUCAUUCAAAACCUAAUUUCAAAACCUAAAGGAGUAAAUCUCAUCAACAUCAGUGAGCCAAUAAGCACACAG
Perca flavescens (yellow perch) is the source of this 3779-nucleotide messenger RNA. Its product is annotated as NACHT, LRR and PYD domains-containing protein 3. The record is from RefSeq and is a predicted model, not a curated record. The coding region runs from base 76 to 3525 and encodes 1149 amino acids. Lineage: Eukaryota; Metazoa; Chordata; Actinopteri; Perciformes; Percidae. Gene Ontology annotation, molecular function: protein binding. The transcript has 11 exons.